UGCGUGCUGACAUGUCUUCACUCAAGUUGACACUGCUGCUGGCCUUGCUGGGCUUCACUCUCAUAACGUCAGUUGCCCCUGACUCUUCAUCGUCUGAGGAAUCAGACGAAGAAGAAGCUGAAGAAGGAGACGAAGAAGAAUCCGAAGGAGGCGAAGAAGAAUCCGAAGGAGAAGAAAAUGAAGAGAAUGAAAGUGAAAAUGAGAUGACAGUGAGGGACUACUAUAACAUCUGCAGGAACAGCACCUGUUUCACAUCAGUCGUCUGCGACGGUCACACUCAGAUGAUCAACUGUUCCCGGAAUGCAACUAUCGAGGUACUUUUGGCCACUUACGGCCGUUUGGGGAAGACGUUUUGCUGGAAUGCAAGUCUGGAGGCCACCAAUCAAAACAUAAACUGCACGAACUACGUCACAAGUCUUUUCACUGAAAGCUGUGAGGAUAAGUCCAUAUGUCAAAUCAUGUCAGCCAACAUCACUCUGACUAACGACCGCUGUAAUGGCACAAAUAAGUACCUAUGGGUUGGAUACAAGUGUGUCUGACAGAAUCGCUAGCCAAGAUGACGAGAUUGACCAUUUCCAUUUGUCCAUGCAACACAAAUAUGUACGCACUGUUGGUACCUUCAGAGCGAAAUAAAUC
Molecule: messenger RNA, 636 nt
Organism: Dunckerocampus dactyliophorus (ringed pipefish)
Lineage: Eukaryota; Metazoa; Chordata; Actinopteri; Syngnathiformes; Syngnathidae
Product: latrophilin-like protein 1
Exons: 7
Coding region: 12-539 (175 amino acids)
Molecular function (GO): carbohydrate binding
Source: RefSeq, a predicted model, not a curated record